Molecule: messenger RNA, 2610 nt
Organism: Seminavis robusta
Lineage: Eukaryota; Bacillariophyta; Bacillariophyceae; Naviculales; Naviculaceae
Source: the annotation of a GenBank genome assembly
AUGACAGGAAUUGCCGAUCUAUAUCUCUUGGCAAGAAAUCCAAACUCGAAGGAAGCUUGGGCAAGGCUUUCAGCACUAUUGAAGCUCAAGAAGACGAGGUAUGACUGCACCCGUUUUGUCGUGCUAAGCUGGAAGAGGACGGGAUCCAAUCUACUUUGUGGUAUCCUCUUCAAUCAUCCUGAAAUCGUGAUGCACAACGAGCUCUUCAACCCUAUUGACAUCUUCACUUACUACCAGAGAAUCUUGUGGCGAAACGAGGACGGCGACAGGUGGAACACUUUGGGGCGUGAUUUGUACCCCGAAGCUUUUCUUGAACAUCUCUGGACUGGGAAAGACGUGUCUGGGUGCCCCAUCAAGGAAGGCACCAAGAGCAUUGGGUUCAAGUCCUUUCCGGAUCAUUGGUGGGAACCACAGAAUGACGAGAUUUUCCAGGAGAAAAUCAUCGACGACCCCGCCUUGAAAAAAGUAAUCCUGUACCGGGAAGAUGAAUUGGCUGUUUACAUCUCAAUGAAACGAGCGGAGAGAACUGGUUACUACAUGACACUCUCCUACCCAAAGGACUUGAAAAUACAAGUCGAACCCGCUGCCUUCCAGAUCUUCGUAAACAACUACCGGGACACGUUCCGACGAAGAUACAAAUCACCUCUGGAGCGCAACAUGUUUCGCAUCUCAUACGAACAGCUUGUCAAGGAGGAAACGUUUGAGAAAGAUAUCCUUCCCUUGUUGUGGGACUUUCUUGGGGUGGACAACAGGCAACCCCUCAGAAAGCUUCGCGAGACUGUCAAGCAAGCAACGCCUGACGAAGAUUUGUCCAUGGUGAUCGAGAACUGGGCAGAGCUUGAGUUCUGCUUCCGACACACCGACGUAAACGCCUUUCCGGCACGCCGAAAUCCCGCCAUGUUUUGCAACAAGCUUGCAGGGACAAACGACGAAAGGGAAGCAGGUCCUGGUUUCAGAAACAGCUGGUCCAUUCUACUUCCAAUUUGUUCUCGAACCAAGAGGACUACCGCUACAGCUGUGAUGUCGGACAAAGCCAAUUCGGAGAUGGCAAAUCAAUUCAACUCAAACCGUCUGAAUGACCUAGCGGUUUCAAGUCAAUACAACGCCACAAGCGAAGAAGAUUCCGGGAAUUCUGUGAGAUGCUGGGAAAAUCUUUCCGCCUUUGCCGAAUCGCUGAAGAAAACAUCAAGUCCUGAAACGUUAGCAAGGACUGAGUGUCUAGUGGGAAUCGACGUUGAUGACAACGUGUUCCACGGAGAAGCUUCUAGGAGCCGCAUUAGAGAGAUGAUACCUUGUUCGGUUCGGUUCUUUGACAUUCAGCAACGCAUGUACGGAAAGGUUUGCAAGAUCUGGAACUACCUGGGCAUGCAAGCCCAAAACGACUUUGUUAUUCUGCUCGGCGAUGAUAUUGUUUUGAAAGACGAAUGCUGGCAAUCCAAGGUCUUUGCAAAGUUUCAUGAUAUUGCUCGGCGGACAAAGCUCCCUUUUGGAGCCGCUUGCGUCGCCUUGAAUGAUGAAUCCUUCCCCGGCUUUCCUACCUUUCCUGUCGUUCACAGGUGGCACAUACGGGCGUUUGGUUCCCUCCUCCCACGUCAGUUCGUGAACCAGGGCGGGGAUCCUUAUCUUUUUGAACUAUACAGUCGAUUCAACGCCGCGGCGUUUGUCACUGAUUGUCGCUUAGAGAAUACAAUCGGUGGCGACGGAGAAGCAAGGUACAAAAAGUACGAGAUAAGUUGGAGUGGGCAGAUCCUUCGACUGAACCUGAUGCACAUGAGAAGAGACUACCUGAAGGCGCCCGAAACUGGCGUGUGCUUGGACAUAGUGGUGCCGAGCUACCGAACCAACAACACGGAGAUCCUUGAGGCGAUUUUGCGCUUAAAGUGUUCUGUCCCGGUUUAUACAAAGUUCUGGAUAGUUGUCGACAACCCUAACGAGACUCACGUCAGAGAUGUCAAAGGUCUGGCGGAAAGAGUCAACGCAGAGCGUUUUGUCGUCGAAGGCAAUUAUCACGUCACCGUGCUUCACUACGGCGACAACAAAGGUGCCAGCUUUGCUCGCAACCUGGGCUAUAACUACUCUACGGCCGACUGGACAUUGUUCCUCGAUGACGAUGUGCGGCCGGACGACCAUCUUCUCGAUGCAUACGUAGGAGCUAUCCGUCGUUACCCGAAUGCCAAAGUCUUUGUGGGGAACACAGAGCUACCAUUGGCCACAAAUACGUGGACAAAGAUGCUGAGAUCAUGCAACAUUAUGUUUUUCUACGGCAUCUCCAAACAUCUGACUUUCCCACCCUGGGGUGUCACUGCCAAUCUUAUGGUUCGAGGAUCACGGCACAACGGCACAAUCCAAUUCAAGGGUGCUUACCCGAAAACUGGUGGAGGAGAGGAUAUCGAUCUUUGUUUCCAAUUCAAGCGGUGGUACAGGAGGCAAAAGAUUGAAGGCGUCAUUGUUGGAGUGGAGGGAGCAACGGCGCAGCAUCCCUGGUGGAAAGGCGGGGAUGUAUGCUACGAUCAAAUCAACGGUUGGGCCUGGGGGGACUCGCUGUGCAUUACCCAGUGGCCCGAGAAAUGCUUUUGGUGCUUUCCCAACUGGAUAGAGUUUAUCUGCUAG